Homalodisca vitripennis (glassy-winged sharpshooter) is the source of this 2246-nucleotide messenger RNA. It is a transcript of the gene hec, whose product is annotated as calcitonin gene-related peptide type 1 receptor. Bases 1 to 1104 code for a protein of 367 amino acids. Gene Ontology annotation, molecular function: G protein-coupled peptide receptor activity. The transcript has 7 exons. Gene Ontology annotation, biological process: cell surface receptor signaling pathway; adenylate cyclase-modulating G protein-coupled receptor signaling pathway. Gene Ontology annotation, cellular component: plasma membrane. The record is from RefSeq and is a predicted model, not a curated record. Lineage: Eukaryota; Metazoa; Arthropoda; Insecta; Hemiptera; Cicadellidae.
AUGACUCCUAUUUUUUCAGUGCCUUGGUGCCCCACGGUGUUCGACGGGUGGUCUUGCUGGGACACCACUCCCCCGGGCACCAGAGCUUUCAUCCCCUGCCCGAGGUUCGUCACAGGGUUCGAUCCUUCCAGAACAGCGUUCAGGAACUGUCUGGAGAACGGCACGUGGUUCAGACACCCAGCGACGGGGAGACCCUGGUCGAACUACACAACCUGUGUCGACUUGUACGACCUCCGGUUUAGGGAGAUAGUGAACAACCUGUACAUCACCGGAUACUCCAUCUCGUUCGCUGCGCUUGUCAUUUCACUCGUUAUAUUUUUUACAUUCAGAAGCCUUCGGUGCACGAGAAUUGCUAUACACGUCCACUUGUUCCUUAGCUUCGCAGCCAACGACCUGAUGUGGUUAGUGUGGUACCACAAGGUAGUGGGCGACACCCGAGUCAUCAGUGAGAACAACAUCUACUGCCAAAUACUUCAUGUGGUCAUCCAGUACCUCAUGGUCGCCAACUACUUCUGGAUGUUCUGCGAAGGCCUACACCUCCACAUGGCGCUAGUCGUGGUCUUUGUCAAGGACAACUGGGCCUUGAGGUGGUUCUAUUUCCUGGGUUGGGGCGUCCCUGGUCUGAUCACCGGCCUGUAUACCUUCGUCAGAUACCACAGUAUAGAAGACACAUAUCAGUGUUGGAUGAACGACAGCCACACUCAGUGGAUCCUGACAGUCCCAGUAUGUCUGUCCAUGUUGGCGAGUCUCGCCUUCCUGAUCAAUGUGGUGCGUGUAUUGUUGACUAAACUCCACUGCAACUCCGCCAACCCGGCCCCUAUUGGCCUCCGCAAGGCUGUUCGAGCCGCCCUCAUUCUUGUGCCUCUCUUCGGCAUUCAUCACAUCCUCAUACCCUUUCGCCCCGAGCCAAACUCCUCCUGGGAGAAGGUCUACCAGAUUUUCUCUGCUGUCAUGGUUUCGUCUCAGGGCCUGUGCGUCUCUGUACUGUUCUGUUUCGCCAACGUCGACGUCCACUGCGCCUUCAAGGCUGUCCUCAGGCGUCUCAACAGGAGACAUGCGGCCAACGAGAACCUGACGGCCACGCAGACUCGGGAAGUUGUCUGAAGAAUGGCCCUGCCCCACCGCAUCAUGGAGUCCUUCGUCUGACCAUGACUGUGACCCAGUAAAAACCAAAAGGUCCUGCACAGACAUCGAUCAGAACUCAAUAUCUUAGUAGAAAUCCUGACAGAACACGAUGUGAUCCUUCCUUCCGCUCAAUGUAUCUGUUUGUGACUUCAAAAUGUCGUGUAAUAUUUGUAUAUAUGAUAGGCUAUCCAGAGAUUGUCCAAACCCUCUACCUUGUUUCACCUUAGCAUCUCUGCAAAUGAGGUAUUUGAGUUCAAAUAUAGUAAUCUAACAAUUACAAAGAUUGCAAUCAAUGAGCUUGCAGUCACUGAACCUUUGGUCAGUGUUUCAUCUUAGCGUCUCUGUACAUGAGGUAUUUGAGUUCAAAUGUAGUAAUCUAACAAUUACAAAGAUUGCAGUCAAUGAGCUUUACCUGUAAAUUCAGUCUUCGCGUUGAAAAUGACGUGGAGCUACUGUAUCUGUGAUAAGGGUUUUUAUAUUUUCAUCACAAGUUGAUGGGGGAAGAUUAUUACGUUUCCUGAGCCAAUUUUCAAGGUGACUUAUUUACUAUUAAGGCUUUGCAUCUUUACUAACCAUUUUAGAUUAUGUACUAACUAAAUAACGAUAUACAGUAGUAGAGUUAAUAUGUAAAAGUCCACGAACAAAGCACUGGUAAAUAUAUUGUUCUUUCGUUGUAUUAUUUUAUGUAACUAUAUUUAAGGAAUGAAUAAAGAAUCCAAAAUCUCUUUUUUAUUGCUUUGCUAUUGAGCUUUAAUGUACAUUGAGCAACAAGAACUGUAAUUUUUUGUUUAAUAUUUGUUAUUGACAAUGGAUCAUUUGAAAGGAUAUUAUGAUUUCGAACAUUUAGUUUUGAGAUUUAGGUAUUGCGAGUUUUGGAAACUGGCGGACAAGGUAGAUUUCAAUCCUUGAAACAUAGUGUUACAUUUUUUGUAACAUGUAACACUGUCAAAUGUUCGGAAUCCUACUAUCCUUUCAAGUUUAAUUUUUCACCAGCUCGUACAAUAACAUUUUAAAUAUAAAAUUCAAUAAUAAUUUUUUUUAAUGAUGUAAAAUUUAUUUUGGAACGAAUUUUCGUUGUUAUUUGUACGUUUAAAGGAUAUUUAAACUGGAAAUAUAAAUAU